This is a messenger RNA of Maniola jurtina (meadow brown), 1287 nucleotides long. RefSeq names its product prohibitin-2 (gene Phb2). Bases 123 to 1022 code for a protein of 299 amino acids. Gene Ontology annotation, biological process: mitochondrion organization. The record is from RefSeq and is a predicted model, not a curated record. The transcript has a single exon. Lineage: Eukaryota; Metazoa; Arthropoda; Insecta; Lepidoptera; Nymphalidae. Gene Ontology annotation, cellular component: membrane; mitochondrion.
CAAAUUAAUAAUCAUAAUCAUUCUUUCAUUCGCUCAGGUUGCACAAUUUUGGGGCAAGCUUGCUAGGUUAUUUUUUGUCACAAGUCUUUUCGCCUUAAAAAACUGUCUGGAAACAAAUAACGAUGGCGCAAAGUAAGUUAAACGACAUGGCGGGGAAGUUUGCCAAGGGUGGGCCUCCCGGUCUCGGCAUCGGUUUGAAAGUCGUGGCCGUCGUCGGCGCAGCGGCCUAUGGAAUUUCCCAAUCACUAUUUACAGUCGAAGGUGGUCACCGUGCUAUCAUGUUCAAUAGAAUCGGCGGAAUUCAACAGCACGUCAUGACAGAAGGACUGCACUUCCGCAUCCCUUGGUUCCAAUAUCCCAUAAUAUAUGACAUAAGAUCAAGACCCCGCAAGAUUUCGUCUCCGACCGGCUCCAAGGAUUUGCAAAUGGUCAACAUUUCAUUGAGAGUCCUCUCGCGUCCCGAUUCGAACAGCCUGCCUACUAUGUACAGACAACUGGGUACAGAUUAUGAUGAGAAAGUUUUGCCAUCUAUUUGUAAUGAAGUUCUAAAGUCGGUGGUUGCCAAAUUUAAUGCAUCUCAACUUAUAACUCAGCGUCAACAAGUGUCACUUUUGAUCAGAAGGGAGUUAGUGGAAAGGGCUGCUGACUUCAACAUUAUUUUGGAUGAUGUCUCACUCACAGAAUUGAGUUUUGGAAAGGAAUACACAGCAGCUGUUGAAGCCAAACAAGUGGCACAACAGGAAGCUCAGCGUGCUGCUUUCGUGGUUGAAAGAGCCAAGCAAGAGCGCCAGCAGAAGAUUGUACAGGCUGAGGGAGAAGCAGAAGCUGCUGAUAUGUUGGGUAAAGCAAUGGGAAUGAAUCCCGGUUACUUGAAGUUAAGGAAAAUACGUGCAGCCCAAAGUAUCUCAAGAAUGAUUGCGCAGUCACAAAACAGAGUAUUCCUCUCUGGCAACAGCUUAAUGAUCAAUCUCCAAGAUCCAUCCUUUGAUGAUUUAUCAGAAAAACUUACAAAAAAGAAGUAACAUAAGGCUGAGAAAGAGUAUGCCAUAAGCCUGGAGCCUGCGCCUACUCUUUCCGAAGAAGAAGCUGUUGUUAUUAUUAGUGGCGCGGCUUCAGUAGCUGUUUAGCAUUUGUUUUGUCCUAUAAGAAUUCUGCUAAGUGUAUAAAAGUAAAAUGUAGUACUGUAUGUCAUUAAUUAUGUUAAAUAUUGCAUUUUGAGGUUACUUAAGUUUUAGUAGGUUUAGUAUGUAUGGAAAUCGGUACAUGCAAUAAAAGUAAAAAUACUUA